This is a messenger RNA of Procambarus clarkii (red swamp crayfish), 5066 nucleotides long. RefSeq lists its product as uncharacterized. NCBI's taxonomy places the organism in Eukaryota, Metazoa, Arthropoda, Malacostraca, Decapoda, Cambaridae. The record is from RefSeq and is a predicted model, not a curated record.
CUCUUUAGUAAACAAGGCCACUUUAGAGCCUCCGUGCUUCAGAUACCCAGACGUUCUUCUUUUGGUUAGACAGAAAGAACCUCAGCGCUGGUCCUAAAGUGUUAGUGCCUUGGAAAGCGUUUUUUUUCGAAAGGUGAUGUGUACAGAUCACUUUGUGGAAACUAAUUCGUUCAUCAGACGGAAAUUUCUUAUAGAAAAAAAGCAAAUAAAAAGAGCUUCAUAAAAAGACGCAUUUCGCAGAUUUAAAAAUAGUACUGAACUUACACGACCAAUGGUGUUUUAAACUAGAAACAAGUGUUCAGAGGACCUCCGUAUUCAGAGGUCUUCAGAGUGCCAUCAACAGCGACUGAGAACAUUAGGCUUCACAACACCACGACAGAAGUGCAAUUGGAAGGAAAAAACAAAGAAAAUGGUUACCAUAGUCUGCACUGCAUCUGUCUUCUUUAUCCUCACCAUCAACACAGUCAUUACAGCUCAAGAAGAAGGUGCAGUGAUAACAACACACUCAGGAUCAGUGGUGAACAUCACCAUCCCGCAGGAUGUAGUAGGCACAUCCAGCAUCUACUUCUGGACUCACCAUCCUAACACCAAUGUCAGUCUACGGUUCACCAGCACCAUGCACUACCAGGCUAAUUUCACCAUCAUUCAGCCCGAUGUGUGGCACAUUGGCUACGUUUCUCAACCGGUGAGGACCACGGGAGAGGCUGUGCGGUGUGGUGUAGUAACGGCAAAGACUGCAGUCAGCAUCAGUAUUCCUCACGGACUGAUCUAUACCAAUUUAGACUACACGAGAGUGAGACAAGUGGCAGUCACCAGCGAGAACCUCGUCUACUGGGCCUUCUGCAAGAACCAGCACAUGUGUGCCCUGGUCAGCCCUGACAGCAGAGUCUCCAGCAGCAGAUCAGUAGACCGCAACAACGCCAACAACAAUAUGACCAAGAUCACCAUGGACAUCACUGCCACCACUUCCAGCAGACCUCAGUACCUGCUGGUGAGUCUGCUGGUACUCUGCCUCCUCUUCAUAGCCACUUUAGUCGUCCUCAGCAUCUUUUUCUGCUGCAGGAGGAGAAGCAAGCUCUUCCACGUCUAUGAAAAGCCUCUUCACCCGCCUCUGCCGCCGCCAAUGCUCCCUCGUUUCGUUAUACAAUCCAAGAACACCCACAACUCUGAGGACAGGGAUGACGGAGCCCCCUACGAUAUUCCUUACGAUGAGCUACAAGACCAACUGAGCAACCAUCGCCGGCAGCACCAACACGACCGACGUCUCCAGCGGUCACACCAGCGCCAACACCAAAAGAACCGCCAACUCCAUCGUCAGAAGGGACGUCAUCAUUACGACAAAACCCAGCUGGUUGACGGAAGUGGCCGUCACCUUUAUCAGUAUGAUAAUAACCAGCUGAUCGACAGUAGCAACGGUUAUCUUUAUGAACGUAAUAACAACCAGAAGAUCGCUGUAAACGAUUGGCAUAUCUCUGAACACACCACCCAACUGGUCGACACAAGUAACCAUCAACUCAACAACACUCAGCUGGUCGACACAAGCAAUCAACACACCACCACCCAGCUGGUUGACACAGGCAACCGUCAAGACACCAACACUCAGCUGGUCGACACAAGCAAUCAACACGACACCCAGCUGGUCGACACGAGCAACCGUCAACAUGACGACACCCAGCUGGUCGACACAGGCGAUCAUGAAAGCCUCAAUAGCAUCUACGGCAUCAUUAUAAGAUAAAUAUAAUUAUAUGAAUUCAUUUCACAUCCUGUCACAGGAAACCCGAUCAGCAUUGUCAAUAAAUUUUACCAGCUACCAGCACUCCCUCAUGACACCAGUGAUCACUUUAUUAGGGACAGUACAAGAGGCAGAAUCAAGGGCUACAGGAACUUCCAUAGCAAGAUCAGCCGACUAUGCAACCAAGAUUAUAGGAGAGACCAGAACCAAGACAAGAAGAAGAAGAAAUUGGGGGAAGAACAGAAGCCUUCUUACCCACUGGGGAGGAAGAGGGAGAGGAACCAGAUUUACAUUUACAAGAGAUACAGGCAUGCCUGGGGCAAGGUAUUGUGCAAGAACCUCCACAGUCUCGGUUGAAGAGGGAGAACAAGAGUGGACAACACAAAGACGAUCAAGAGGAUGAUGGACAUUGGCCUGGACAGAUAGCUGUGGAGGAGGGCAAAAACAGAGGGGCACAUUGUGGUCGAAAAGUGAAGUAAGGCACAGAGUAGAGAGGAGGAGAAGUAGAGAUGUGGUACUAACCUGGCGGGUAGAAGAGUGGGAAGUUUGGAAAUGAUGGUUGGAGAUCCAUCUCUGUGAACUUGUGGCCUGGAGAAGAGUGAAGAGGGGGAGCUGGUAGAGGUGUGGGAGUUAAAAGUAUGGGAAUGAUUGUGGGAAAAGAAGGUAGUAGUGAAAAAGAAGGUAAGAGUAGUGCGACACAAUACAAACUUAAGUAAUGUUAGAGAAAGUCAAGACACCAGACUUGGUGCCAAAUAUAUGAUCUCAAUGCUUCAAGGCAAGGAUGGCCAGUUCAAACUUUAAAUGCACGCAUGUGGGAAAAAGGCAUGAUGGGCCUCACAGCAGGUAAUGCAGUGAGCCUGGGAUGAAGAGCAACAAGUACGAGAAUGUCCAGGGUCACCACAUAAGGGGCAAAGGAAGAACCGCUGCUGCUGCACCUGGAAGAACCAUUACCAAAUUUUCACCAUCUAUUGUAAAGGCGUCGAGAGGGGAUGUACUCCUUAAUGAAGCAUCUGGCACUGACAAGAAUGACUAAAGAUGGUAGGGUCCCACCACCAAAAGUGAUCUGAACUUGAAGGGAUUGAUGACAAUGACCACAAGGGGGAGGAGUGAAGGUGUCAAUCUGGAUAGAAAAGCCCUCAGCCUCAAGGAUAUAAUUGAUGUCCUCAUGGCAGUCUUUGUGGUCUAUCUCCAGUUGCAACAAGAUGCAGAAGAAUGACAGUGCCAUUGCUUGCAUUCAACAGGGUAUUUUUGGACAUCCCAAACCUGGCUCUCACCAAUACAGGACAAAGUAGCUUGGCAGGUAGCUCCUUUCUGGGAAGGGGCCAUAACUACACGAAUACCAGUCCGGGUAGGGAUAAAAGUAACUUUGAAAUCCACAGAGUCAAUCAAGUGCUUAUGAAUGUGCACAUCAGCAGGACGAGUAUGUUCAUCAUGACAAAGAUCAAAAUUAUCAGGCCGCAUAGCAGGGCUAAACAAAUCCUGGAACAUUAAUCAUCACCAGAGGCUUGGAGCUCAACCCUGCCAAAGAAACAGGUGGAGAACAGAGAGGGUCAGUUGGGAUGGUCCGAGAUUAAGCCUGGUCUGGGCCUACCAAACCCGGAGCCAUGGAGGCCAAUAUUCCAACAUGGUCUGACUCUGGAGUCUGGUUGCCCACCUGACCAGGCUGGGAAAAGGAGAGGGUCGGAAGAAUACAUAAUCUGAGAAAGUCUUCACUGUCCGGCACAUGCACCCACCACGGAGUCCAUAUUGGAGGCAAUAGCACAUGGGCAAUCAACUUCAGGGUAACCAAAAUAGUAAAAUUAAUAAUAGAAACUACAAUAACAAUUACUUUCAAAAUAUUUUAUUAUUUUUUAACACUGCAAGUAAAAUAGUACAAUUCAAUACUUGUAGUCUCAUAACGAAAUAUGUAAAUACAGAAAGGAGACGACAAGUCACGUGAAAAUGAGCAAAAAAGCAGAUGAAAAGUGGGAAAACAAAACCACCAGAGACAAUGAGACACAAGGGCCACACUAUCAGUCUUUCAUCCUGCGACCACGUCUCACACAAGACACAAGGGCCACACCAUCAGUCUUUCAUCCUGCAACCACCUCUCACAUAAGACACAAGGGCCACACCGUCAGUCUCAUACUGCAACCACCUCUCACACAAGACCAGGGCCACACUAUCAGUCUCAUCUUGUGAAAGGGCAAUUGUCUACUCAAAAGUCUAUGCCACAGUUGAAGUGAUCUCUAAAUAAAGUAAUAGAAACCUUUCUGAAGAUAGCAAUCAUAGAUACAUGUUACCAACACUAUUAUUAUUGAAUUAUCAGCAAAGUAAUAGUAAAAAUAUGCAUCUUAUAAUCUUCAUAAUUCAAAAAUUGCUGAAUUGUUACAAUAUUAACAUUAACAUUAUUAUAAUAACUUUAUAUUCACUAAAAGCAAUGUUUUUCUCAUCUGGUAUAAAUGCUCUUACAUAAAUGAAGACACUGAAAAACAUAGCAACUUGGAAUUUGAACAUGUGUUGUACACAUGCUUGUAUGCAGCAUCAAACUUUGGAACCAAAUAUUAUGUUGUCACAAGAGAUUCUCUGGAUUAAUGCCAUGCUCUCACUGAACCCUCCCAGAUGUACAAACCUGGAAAUCACAGCGACCCAUUCCAAAUACGUCCAGAGGCAUAACACUGGAAAACUGGAAAUUACCUAUUCCAUCAACUGCAGAAUUUACAAUAAACCAAGAGAAUGCCAUACACCACUUAUUCUGCUAAUUGCUGUCAUUUUAAAAAUAUGAACCUCUGAAUUGGGUAUAGCUUACCCUUGGCAAUGUUCAUAAAUAUUAUAUAAAUCAACAGUACAAUUUCAUACAAAAUUAAUUCCUCGGGCAGGGGGGGGGGCCAAACAGCAUUACUUCUUCCAUAAACGUCACCACUGUGAAGCCGGUGAUCUCCAAAGCUAAGGUUCCAUAAGUGUAUCUAAGGCAAGGCAUACUGACAAAACAACUGUAAGAAAUAUUAAUAUUUCUCGCCCCAUUACUCCUGAGAAACUCAUACUCCUGGACCGGAAGACAAGUUAGAAAUGGAAUCUGUUCUCCCCUCUUCACUCCCAUGAAAUAAUAUUUAUGGCCAUAAUGGUGUAAGAAAUAUAGGAUAAUAUUUAUCAGAUCUGUAUUUUAAUUCUAUUUCCUUGUUGCUUGCUUAACCCAUAAUGAGCAGUUUACUUCAAGUUAACAUAUGUAUGAACACUGGCCAUGCUACAAUACUAUCAUAACAAAUCUAACAGUGGAAGUGAAGAGGUAAAUAAUAUACUAACUAAAAAACACCUUUGUACACUGUAUCUAUUAAUAAAUUUUCUCUUAAUGAAA